CGCGCGCCUCGUAGUACACGUCCCCAUUCAACCUACCUACAAAGAUUUGGCAAGGAAUUGGUCGCUCUACCGACCUGUUGGGAGCUCUGCAAGAUGGCGGCUAGCAAUACUAGUAGUGGUAAUCGGUCAAUGGAAUCCCGGACUGGGCGUACCAAGCAACGAUACAAUACGAAAGGCGAACGACUGGUUGCCGGCGUUGUCCCUUUGAGUGCGGACAAGUACUACGUCAUGUUGAUCCAGUCCACACGUCGAAAAGGUUGGGUGUUGCCCAAGGGCGGAUGGGAACUUGACGAGGAAUGUCACGAGGCUGCUGCCCGUGAAGCCUGGGAGGAGGCCGGUAUCGUGGUUCAGAUCAACUAUGACUUGGGUGAUAUUCAGGAUACCCGCCCUCCCAAGAAAAAUCCUCUCAAGGAGAAGGAGCGCUCGCUCUACCGAUUCUUCGAGGCCACCGUCACCAGCGAGGAACCUGAGUGGCCCGAGAAGGACAAACGUGAGCGCAAGUGGUACACAUACGCUGAAGCCACCGAGCUGUUGAAAGAACGGCCGGAACUUCAAGCAGCUCUAGAUUUGUCGACGAUCAAGAGGUAGCCUUGGUACCGCCAUACUUGGGGGCGAUAGUGUCGCUCUCCGCUGUCUCGGGAGCAGUGUGUGCAAGGAGACAGUUCCGCGAAGGGGUACUGAGGCUUAUUGCUG
Neurospora hispaniola is the source of this 693-nucleotide messenger RNA. Its product is annotated as NUDIX hydrolase domain-like protein. Gene Ontology annotation, molecular function: endopolyphosphatase activity; diphosphoinositol-polyphosphate diphosphatase activity; bis(5'-adenosyl)-pentaphosphatase activity. Bases 94 to 588 code for a protein of 164 amino acids. Gene Ontology annotation, biological process: adenosine 5'-(hexahydrogen pentaphosphate) catabolic process; diadenosine hexaphosphate catabolic process; diphosphoinositol polyphosphate metabolic process. The transcript is spliced from 2 exons. Gene Ontology annotation, cellular component: cytoplasm; nucleus. The record is from RefSeq and is a predicted model, not a curated record. Lineage: Eukaryota; Fungi; Ascomycota; Sordariomycetes; Sordariales; Sordariaceae.